Molecule: messenger RNA, 387 nt
Organism: Eruca vesicaria subsp. sativa (arugula)
Lineage: Eukaryota; Viridiplantae; Streptophyta; Magnoliopsida; Brassicales; Brassicaceae
Source: the annotation of a GenBank genome assembly
AUGAAAGGAGGAUGCAUAGAGAAAGAAAACAGCUUUGUAUGGUUGGUGAAGGCUCCUUUCCGUAUCUUCAUCAUGGCACGUGACGCCUACAUACGCAGCAUUACGUCAUGUUCUGGCACUGGAAUCCUUACCGGAGGUGGAUCUCCUGGUUUUGGUCAGCUUUCAGGGAACUUCCAAAUCUGCGAUCCACCUAGCACCGCCCUUCCUAGAAGUUUUACCUUGUCGCCAGGGCGUGAACAAAGCUGUCCGACAGGUUGUGGACAGCUUAGGACGGCGGCGAGACAAUCUUUGCCGUUAGAUCGCCGGAGGAAUUAUAGAUGUGUUGCUGUGAUGGGACGAAUCGAGGAGGAGGUUUCUUGUGAUGAUGAGUCUGAAGAAGAUCAUUGA